CAGCGUGGAGCCGCCGGGGCAGUGUCCAGUCACUGCGGUUCCGAUUCCAGAACGUGGCUCCUCUCAGCAGCUGCCAGGCGGCGAGGCAGGAAGAUGCAGUGUUGGGAGAAGUUCACCAGUAAAAACAUGCUCAGUAUGGCCACAGGAGCUGGGGCCAUCUACCUGCUGUACAGGACCAUCCAAGCAGGACUGGACAGCCCUCCCUUCAGCAUGGAGCCUGUCAGCAUUGCCAAACUCGCUGUGCAGCAAGAGAAUUUAGGUCCGAAGGAUUCUGGAGAGCUGCGGAGGCUCCUGAUGUCCCUGAACCAGAAGCAGGAUGAAUACGCCAAGAGCAUGAUACUACACAGCAUCACGCGCUGCGUUUACCUGCUGGAGUCGGAGGCCUCUGCCUGCUCCUAUGAGGACAUCCGGCUGGUGGCAUCCUACCUGGAUGACAGAGAUAAAGACGUCAAGAUCCACGCCCUGAAUACCCUCAAGGCUUUCGCUGGCAUCCGGAAGUUUAGAAUUAAAAUCCAGGAGUUUGUGCCCAAGAUCUUGGAGCUGGUCACCUCCUACUGGGAUGCGGACCUGCACAUUGCGGGGCUGAGGCUCCUGAACGGGCUGCCCCUGCCAGAUCACACUCACCCCCUCCUGAGGAGGGCGAUGCCUGCCCUGAUGGAAAUUGUGCAGACAGGGAGCAGCCUGGCUCAGGUCCAGGUUCUCAAGCUCUUGAGCACCCUGGCCCAGAAAGAAGACCUCCUGUAUGACAUCCUGAACUGCCAGGUGCAUGCUGACUUCCUGAACCUCUUCCAUGCCUCGCUGCCUGGGAACCUGCUCCGAGAGGUGCUGGUGUUUGCGGAGCGGCUGAGUGAGGGCCGCUUGACCCCGCAGUACCAGUCGGUGCACUGGGAGUACAACGAGCUGUCCCUGCACGAGGCGCUCUUCGGGGACAGCUCCCGCUUGGCUGACCGCCUGCUCGCUCUCAUCAUCCACCCUGAGGAGGAGGUGCAAAUCCAGGCCUGCAAGGUCAUCCUCAGCCUCCAGCUCAGCAAGGAGGAAGCGGCAACCAUCAGCACCGCCCAGCGCGUGCAGAGCUCCUUCUUUGACAAGGACAAAGAGGACCUGUGCGAGAACUAGAGGCCGGAGGCAGCAUAACCAGAGUGAUCAUCAGAGAUUAAUAA
Gavialis gangeticus (Gharial) is the source of this 1160-nucleotide messenger RNA. RefSeq names its product armadillo repeat containing 12 (gene ARMC12). NCBI's taxonomy places the organism in Eukaryota, Metazoa, Chordata, Crocodylia, Gavialidae. The record is from RefSeq and is a predicted model, not a curated record. Gene Ontology annotation, cellular component: nucleus. Bases 94 to 1116 code for a protein of 340 amino acids. The transcript has 6 exons.